Messenger RNA from Erythranthe guttata (spotted monkey flower), 637 nucleotides. RefSeq names its product HSP20-like chaperones superfamily protein. Lineage: Eukaryota; Viridiplantae; Streptophyta; Magnoliopsida; Lamiales; Phrymaceae. The record is from RefSeq and is a predicted model, not a curated record.
AGAUUAUUUUAAUCGGCCAACUUAAGAAGCCAAUCAUAUUUUAUGGCUCAGAACCAAAACCACCCACCCUAAAUUUUGCUGCUGCCCUAUAAAAAAGGAUGGUAUGAGCACUCCCAUAAAACUGACCAAUUAUUUUACAAUCCCAUCUUUUUUUUGUAGAGAGAGAGAAGAGAGAGAGAGAGAGAGGAUAUGGAAGUUACAAGAGCAUUUCAGCCAUAUGCACGCAGGUAUCUAUUGGCUUAUCAUACGAUUCCUGAAAAUUAUGUCCAUUGGUCACAAACCCCUGAAUCCCAUGUUUACUCAGCUGAUAUCCCAGGUGUGAGGAAAGAGGACUUAAGAGUGGAAUUGGAGGACUCGAGAUACGUCAUCAUAAGAACUGCGGAAAUGGCGGAGAGGAGCUUCAGUAGGAAGUUCCGGCUGCCGGAGCAGGUGGAUGUCGACGGAAUCUCCGCCGAGUAUGUCGCCGGAGUAUUGACGGUGAAGGUGCCGAGAUCUUUCGUUAGAAGGGGUUUUGUUGUUGACCCUGCUGACAGGCCUGAAACUGUUCAUGUUCUUGCAAGGGCUGCUUGAUUCUAAGCUAUACAAGUUGUGUUUGUUGUUAUUGUUCUAAAGUGUGGUAUGAAAUGCGACUUAUUAA